Messenger RNA from Opisthocomus hoazin, 234 nucleotides. The record is from RefSeq and is a predicted model, not a curated record. Lineage: Eukaryota; Metazoa; Chordata; Aves; Opisthocomiformes; Opisthocomidae.
UGCACGGACUCCUACAACGCGUCGCUGGCUUCCCACCACCCGUGGGUGGUGCGCAAGGCCGUCACGGUGGCCUUCUGCGCGCUGCCGUCCCGCGACGCCUUCCUGGAGAUCAUGAACGUGGGCACGCACGAGGAGGCCGUUACCAUGCUGGGCGAGGCCCUGCCCCACAUCUGCGAUGUCUACGGCAUCACCCAGGAGCUCUUCGCCCAGCACCAGCUGCUGGACCUGCCCUGA